CAUUUUAUGCCACUACUGUGCGCGACGUCUUGUUUGACAUCAUCAGACGAAGUGAAAAGAUUGGAAUCGAAGUGGAUGCCAUCGUCACCGACAUGGGGCCGGGAAAUCAAGCCAUAUGGAAGUUGUGUGGCAUAAUGGCUACGAAGCAUGGAAGAUCAAACGUCUCAUGCCCUCAUCCAUGCGACAAGGGACGACGCCUGUACUUCCUGGCCGACGUUCCUCACCUGUUGAAAAACCUGCGGGGUCACCUGGUUCGUGGGCAGGAAAUUUUCCUGGACAAUGCCACUGUUCGAAACCACAACCUACCAACAGCCAAGGUAUCAUUGGAGCAUGUCAAGAAGAUGUGCGAGCUUGACGAGCAGCACAAGCUGAAGUUGCUGCCGGGCCUGAAGCUGAAGGACCUAAACCCAAAUCAUUUUGAAAAAAUGGAUGUGGCUUCGGCAGUUGCGCUGUUAAACCAUAGCGUCGGGGCAGCCAUAAGGUAUCUAGUCAGCCUGCAGAAGCUCCUCAAAGAGGCGCUCACCACAGCAUGGUUUUUUAAGCAAGUGUUUAGAUGGUUCACUCUGAUGACAUCUCCAGCAAUGAAAACUGCACUGAGCGACUUCUGUCCAGAGAAAGCCCACGAGGCAAAGGUUUUUAUGGAAAACUUCAAGGAAAUGUUUUCCUUGCUAGUAAUUUUAGACAACCUCUCCAAGGUCGCAAGGAAGCCAGUUCAAACUGGAGUGCUCAUAUCCACAGAGGCAGCUUUGCACCUGCGCAACCAACCACUUCCUUAAUGAGAAAGGCUUCAAGUAUGUCUUCUUGAGUAGAUUCAGCCAAGAUGCACUUGAAAACCUGUUUAGUACGAUCCAUCGAAAGACCCCAAUUCCUCGUGCACGAGAGUUCAGGUCGGCGUUCCGGAUAAUUGUGCUAGCACAGUUUUCCCAACCCAGUCGUCGAGGGUCGUAUGCCGUGGACGACUCCGUCCACCUUACAGACUUUCUGUGCAAACGCACGGACCUUGCUGAGGAUCAUGGAGAGAUCCUGAUUCAUUACGACGAGGAGGAGGAGUUCGAGCUCUGUACGGAGGAAAAGGAAAGCCUGAUUUACCUCUCAGGUUAUGUUUCCAGGAGCGUAACCCGAAAAUACAAGUUGUGCCGCACAUGUAGAGAUUCUUUGGUGGACCGUCGGAGCCAAGCCCCUCCACUCAUCGCUCUCAAAUCUUAUGUGAAGGCAGACAAGACACCCUUGUUCAUUCCGUCAGAAAGCGUAGUGCAGUUGCUGCAAAGCGCCGAACACUGCUUCCGAUCACACGAAGAGAGGCUACUGAAAAGUAUGUGCCAAAUCAGUGACCUGGGACUAUUAAUUGCAGGGAAAGCACCGUCAUUCUCUGCAUUUCCUAUUUGCCAUAAUGUGGCUGAGCGGCUGGUAGCGCAGUUUUUUAUGUGUCGUCUGCGGUUUGCUCUCAAGCAAGAGAAUGCAAAGCUGCUGGCAAAGGUUAAGCAGUCGGGGAAAUGUGGUUCACGAAGUGCUGGCAUGCGUGUCUUGACCAAGCAAGUAGUCUAGAUACCGCAUUUUCUGGACUAGGCCAAGGAGUGUAGUAUGUUUUCUGGAAUAUAGUACAAAUAUGUUUGAAAAGCCAUAGUAGUCAUAAUGAAACAAGUUUACUUUAGAAUACCGUGCAACCGCCCAUUCCAGAUUAAGCACUCAUUCCCAAAUCUCUAAGAUCUGAAAAAAUAUGCACAGUACAUUUAUGUCUAAAAUUGAUGACCGGAAAAGCGCCCAUCCCCCAUUUUUUAGCGAUUAUGUCCAAAGUUUGAGUGGGCGCUUGCCCAAUAUUUUACGGUAC
Ixodes scapularis (black-legged tick) is the source of this 1828-nucleotide messenger RNA. RefSeq lists its product as uncharacterized. The record is from RefSeq and is a predicted model, not a curated record. The transcript is spliced from 2 exons. The coding region runs from base 93 to 776 and encodes 227 amino acids. NCBI's taxonomy places the organism in Eukaryota, Metazoa, Arthropoda, Arachnida, Ixodida, Ixodidae.